CCGCUGCCUGGUGACCAGCGACCAAUAGGAUCCUUUGAUGUGAGGCGAGCGCGGAUAGAUUUGUUGUUGUGUUAUCUGUGUUAAAUGCGGUCUGUUAGCGGCGAUUUAACGUCUUGUUUUAGCGUUUAAACAUUUUAAAAUCCACCCAACAUGAGUCUGUCUCUAAGAACUGAACUCACAGCCGACAAAACCAAGCGCAAGAAGAGGCGAGAGCUCACCGAGGACCAGAAGCACGAAAUCAAAGAAGCGUUCGAGUUGUUUGACACCGACAAAGAUAAAGAGAUCGACUACCACGAGCUGAAGGUGGCGAUGCGUGCGCUCGGCUUCGAGGUGAAGAAAGUGGAUGUUUUGAAGAUUCUUAAAGACUACGACCGAGAGGGAAACGGAAAAAUAACCUUUGAUGAUUUCAAUGAAGUCGUAACGGAUCGCAUCCUGGAGCGAGACCCGAAGGAGGAGAUCAUGAAGGCCUUCAAGCUGUUUGAUGAUGACGAGUCGGGGAAGAUCAGCCUGAGGAACCUGAGGCGAGUCGCCCGAGAACUCGGGGAGAACGUCAGCGACGAGGAGCUGCGCAGCAUGAUCGACGAGUUCGACACCGACGGAGACGGUGAAAUAAACCAGGAGGACUUCCUCUCCAUCAUGACCGGAGACUCGUGAUGAGGAGUCCUGUCCAACGCUGAGGACGCGCGGGUCGUCCGUACCGUGAGACGCUGAGUGACCGAACACCUGUCCUGCAGGUGUGUCCAUGAAGGUAAACACAUCUGGCGGCUUCCUCUUGAGCGUCGGGCGGCGGACUGGAAUCACUCGUCUUUGGGUUUGUCCUCGAUUUGACGUCUCUGC
Etheostoma cragini (Arkansas darter) is the source of this 837-nucleotide messenger RNA. It is a transcript of the gene cetn3, whose product is annotated as centrin 3. Gene Ontology annotation, biological process: spindle pole body duplication. The transcript is spliced from 5 exons. Gene Ontology annotation, molecular function: microtubule binding; calcium ion binding. Gene Ontology annotation, cellular component: microtubule organizing center. Bases 151 to 654 code for a protein of 167 amino acids. NCBI's taxonomy places the organism in Eukaryota, Metazoa, Chordata, Actinopteri, Perciformes, Percidae. The record is from RefSeq and is a predicted model, not a curated record.